This is a messenger RNA of Colletotrichum gloeosporioides, 1950 nucleotides long. RefSeq lists its product as uncharacterized. Bases 1 to 1950 code for a protein of 649 amino acids. The record is from RefSeq and is a predicted model, not a curated record. The transcript has 2 exons. NCBI's taxonomy places the organism in Eukaryota, Fungi, Ascomycota, Sordariomycetes, Glomerellales, Glomerellaceae.
AUGGCUGUUCAACCGGAGUUCUCACGGAAGUGGUCGUGGAAGGCAAACCUCCAGGCGUACGAUGACGGACUCGGCGAGGGGCGUCAACCGAACCAGAAACUUCUGUUCUCUUCAUAUGAAACCCGCAUGGCCACGCGGGCCGCCCUUAUCGAGAGUUUGAAGGAUGGAACGGCAAGAGGAACCACAAAUCUCCCGACCCCCCAAGAGCUAGACAACAACAACCCUCGAGCGCGCCUUGGCUUGUGGGUAGGGUGGUACCUGCCUCUGGAGCCUUCCACCGAGCCUCACAUGGCAACGCGGAGCCUUUCCAUUAGCGAUCUCGUUGAGCAGAAGGCCUCGAAAGAUCAGUCAGAGGCCGUGGCAGUCUCGCGAAACUGCCCCACGGCUCUCAAAGCCAUCUUCCCUACGAAUGUCAGGAAGCGAUUGGACUAUUUUGCUCUUGCUGAACCGGAUCCGAUGACUGGUAUCUGCAAGGCCUUUCAGAUAACUGGUGCCACGAAGUCGAUCUACUUCUUCCCCGAAUUUCGAGACCAGGCUGACGACAUCACUGACCCGAACAAACGAAUUGGCGCUUGGAAAGCAUCAAUCCUGGGAAUCGCUGGCAGGAAGAACGAAGGCGACAGCGACGACGACGGCGAGCAGGACGACGAAGACGACGGCAACGGGGGCAGCAAGGACAAGGAAAAAGCAAACAAGUCGGCAAAACAGAAGUCUGGCAAGGCCAAGUUCAAGUCCAAGUCAGGUGUGCGCAUGCCCGGAACCAGCAACUCUGCGGUUGCCGGUGCCGGUAUUGGCGCCGGGGUUGGCGCCGGGGUUGGUGCCGGGAACUCGCUGGGUUUCCAGACCCUGCACAAUGCUUCUACUGCUCCUGUAUCUGCUCUCAACCCUAUCGACGCGAGCCAAAUCGCGAAACUCAGAGCUGGGCUUGCAGAGUUGCGUUCGAAGAUGACUCUCAAACUGUACAAUGAGAUCAGAGACGAGGUCGGAAAACUGACGAAAGUCGAGUUUCCCGUCUUCCCGAGCUCUACCUACCUCGACGCUUUCAUUCGCAAGAAGAGACUCAAGAAACGGCAUGCAAAGUUGGCGGUGGAUGAGUUCUUCGGUCUCUAUCCGUUCUUGAGACGGGAAUCAUUGACGAAUUUGAACCACUUUCUCGUUCAUGUUGCAUCCAUCGCGUUGAGCAGCGACACGGAGGGCGUUGUCGUACUGAGCUGGGACAUAAUUCAAGACUUUCUCCUGACGCUUGCGUACCUUUGCGACGCGAGAUAUGCUGAGGAGCCGGAGUUGAAGAGGAAGGUGUUCCUCGCCUUCGAGAUGGUUCGGAAGGAGGUUGGUGCUCUAUCUCAGUCGAAGGAAGCUACCCCCCGGGACAGGAUCCAAGACUUCCUUUCGGGAGUCAUCGACAACAUGGACAGACAGCUCGUCGUUCACGCGGAGAACUGCCGACUCGCGGCAAGUCUUGGCGAAGGCACGCACACCACAGGCGCUGCAAUCGUUGAGCGAUGGGUUAAGAGGCUGAGAGAACAGACCUCCAACGUGCAAGAAGCGGCCCGUCCGUUCAAGAGGCUGCGGCAAUUGGUUGACGAUGAUGACGAUGCCAAUGAUUUGCCAGAGACCGAGAUCGAUGGCUCUGGUUCGUUUGCCAGCUCGAAUGGAGGUCUGGCAGCAGCCGGAUCUACUGGAGAUAGUGCUGGCACCCCAAGCCAUCAACAUGCCGAAGGCGAAAGCCUCGGCUCGAGCUCUCGCCCUGCUCCAGACGAUUUCCAUGGUGCGAACUCCCACAUUGCUGAGCCAAGCACCGUCGAAGUCAAGCCUAGUGGUCCAGGCACCCCUCCUGGCACACCCAACUCCGACUCGCACCUCAGCGACCCAGAGUCUCUGGUCACUGGACCAGGCUCUCCCAAGGACCCGGAUUCACUUGCCGUGCUCCAGCUCUUGAACGCAGCUUGA